This is a messenger RNA of Megalobrama amblycephala (Wuchang bream), 2147 nucleotides long. RefSeq names its product pro-neuregulin-4, membrane-bound isoform-like. Lineage: Eukaryota; Metazoa; Chordata; Actinopteri; Cypriniformes; Xenocyprididae. Gene Ontology annotation, biological process: epidermal growth factor receptor signaling pathway; positive regulation of cell population proliferation; positive regulation of mitotic nuclear division. The transcript has 5 exons. The record is from RefSeq and is a predicted model, not a curated record. The coding region runs from base 763 to 1104 and encodes 113 amino acids.
CUAUGCCGUUCUAACGGUUUUUGGUGACACAGCAUGACGUCUCCUUUUGUCCCUCGUGUGCCCUUUAAACAAGGAAUGUAAACAAGCCAAGAUUAAAGUCUGCAAAGUUCCCACGAUUCCACGCAUACCUGCGGCGCACAAAACUUCCCCAUUAGAAUACCUAGCAUACCUGAGUCUGACACCAAACCCAGCCGGUCUACACAGAGAGAGAGAGAGCAAAGCAGUCUCACUGAGAGUACUGGACCACACCUGCUCUUAAUGCACUUAAAAUAACAGUAACACCCCACACAGUUUCUAUAAAUACAUAUCUGAAGCAACCUCAAACAUUACAAUCCAAGACACUUCAUGACCCAAUCUUAGAUAUUUAAACCCUUUCAAAAUCCAAAAAGAUGGAAUAAACAUGGUGAUGCAAUCAGAGCGGCUUAUACUUCACAGAAAGUUUUAAUGUCUUUUUUCUUGGAAGUUUGUGAUGCAACAGCAGGUAAUUCCCUAUAAAUUAACUCUCAUCAUUACGUUCCGCCAACGCACAAGGAGAAUCGUUCCAUUCACAAAUGUGGACAAACAGCAAUCACAACAUUUCUGCGCUCAAAGGGAUCCGCCCACCGCGCUUAUGUGACUCUGAGCCGCACACUGACAUUUAGCUCAGAAUAUAUUUGAGGAAGACAAGGCGACUCACCUGCACUGAAUUUCACCUGGAAGGUGAUCACUAGUGACUGCUGUUAGUUAAAAUUUUCAUUCGAGAAGAUCUAUUCAGUAUUUCUCAUGAUGGCAGACCAUGGUAUGCCCUGCACUGGGUCAGAAGCCAACUUUUGCAUGAAUGGAGGAACAUGCUUUAAAAUACCUUCUGUGUCCACACCCACCUGUGUCUGCAGUGCGAACUAUGAGGGCAGCAGAUGUGAGCAGUACCAGCUGUUCAGUUUCUCACACAGCAGUGAAGAGAAGGGCAUGAUGGCCGCUGUGGUCAUCAUGGUACUCCUCAUUUUAGUGGUGCUUGGUGUGGUCAUCUAUUACAUCUGCAAAAUAAAGAAAAAUACCCGGAGCCAACCAAAACCUGAGGAGUACUACAGAGUCAAAUCAAACAUGAAUUCUGCUCAAACGGUGUGAACUCGACAUUGGAUUUGAUGUUGCGGACCUAGUAACAUCGCCCCCUUGUGGAAGCCUUGAACUCAAUGUGAAAAUGUGUCAAAUUGCACACAAAAUAUCUUUCUUAAUGUUUAUACAUUUUUUGUAAAUAGUUCUGUCAGUUAAAACAUCUUUAUUUAAAUACGUAAAAAAGGAUGCAAAUUCUAGAAACAAACUGCAUGUCAGCUGCUCAAUGGAAAGCAAUACAUUUCAAAAGCAGCAUCCUUAAGCGUAGAUUUCUCAUUUGAAUUAGACAUAGAAGACUUAAUAUUAUUUAAUAUACUGGUCACAUGUGCCAUGUACAUAUACUAUUUUUACAAUGUGCUGUUUUUGUGUUGGCUGAAACUUUGAAAAUUUUGUCUCUUAAAGGGAUAGUUCACCCAAAUAAUGAAAAUUCUGUCACCAUUUUCUCACCCUCAUGUUGUUCCAAACCUGUAUGAAUUUCUUUCUUCUGCUGAACACAAAAGAAGAUAUUUUGAAGAAUAUGGGUAACCAAACAGUUGUGGACCUCAAUGACUUCCAUAAUACUAAUAAUAACUUCAUUUUUUGGAUGAACUAUCCCUUUAAAUUCUACUAGAUUAAACUGGAAUUCCUUCAUCCAUUCAUUUUAAAUGUAAAUAACAAGGAGCCCAAUCAUUAAUGUACACCACUGGACAGGACAUAUGUAAUGGAAGCAUUCAAAGAAAAUGUUUCCAAAACCUUUUGAAAAAACAAUAGUUUUCAUAUCAUAUAAGCAUGCUACUCAUAUAUUUCUGCAGUAUGUAGUAUGUACACUGUGCACAGUAUGCAAGUUUUCUGUAUGAAAGUUCUACUGUGUGAUAUACAACAGUGCAAUGGGCAUGUAUCCCACAAUGCAAUGUGAUUCCAGUGAAAUGUACUGAUGAAUGAACCAGGUGGAUAAAAAUUAACUGGAAUUUUUCCAGCACUUUCUUGUCUCACUAAUAAAUCUGACUGUUAAAUGUUAACAUACUUUUAGAUAAACUUCAAUUCAAAAUAAAAAAAAUAUAUCAAAUCGCGUAUGCAAA